AGCUCACACCCGUCAGCUGUUCACUAUUGAGAGACCUGCACGCGAGAGCUGCUGUAUGACGAUACGGGCAAAUGUAUUUGUGCACCGCAGUCACAAUAAUAGAGGAAAUAGUUUUCUGUGUAACUCAGCAACAAUAUACCAAACUAUAUUUGUAGGCUAGUUUCUUACGUUAAAAGCAUCUGGAUUAAAUUACUCUUCAUUUGUUUAUUUUGUGGUUUAUCCACGCGACAUCGGACGUUGUUACCAGAGCGUGCAGCGUCGCCAGUAUUGUGACUCUGUCCGCGUCGCGUUGUGGCAUGUUCGAGGUCCAAAGCAGACGGAACUGAAGUCCUCAUUGCUCCUGAACAGGAUUCAAUGAAAAUGUCUGUCUGUGUCCACGAGAAUCGCAAGUCUCGUGCCAGCACGGGCUCUAUGAACAUCUACCUGUUCCACAAGUCCUCAUACGCAGACAGCGUGCUAAUGCACCUGAAUGCUCUUCGUCAGCAGAGACUCUUCACAGAUGUUCUGCUCCAUGCAGGAAACCGCUCUUUCCCAUGCCACAGGGCUGUGCUGGCCGCCUGCAGCCGCUACUUUGAAGCAAUGUUCAGCGGAGGGCUGAGAGAGAGUCAGGACAGUGAAGUGGACUUCAGGGACUCCAUUCAUCCAGAGGUAUUGGAGCUCCUUCUGGACUACGCCUACUCUUCAAGAGUAAUAAUAAAUGAGGAGAACGCAGAGUCUCUUCUUGAGGCUGGUGACAUGCUGGAGUUUCAGGACAUUCGAGAUGCCUGUGCCGAGUUCCUGGAGAAGAACCUCCACCCAUCCAACUGCCUGGGCAUGCUGAUGCUCUCUGACGCUCACCAGUGCACCCAGCUGUUCCAGCUGUCCUGGAGCAUGUGUCUCAGUAACUUCCCUGCUAUCUGCAAGACUGAGGAGUUUCUCCAGCUGCCCAAGGACAUGCUGGUCCAACUGCUGGCACAUGAAGAGCUCGAAACCGAGGACGAGCGUCUGGUCUACGAGUCAGCUCUUAACUGGGUGAACUACGACCUUGAGAGGAGGCACUGUCACCUUCCAGAGCUGCUCCGUACCGUGCGUCUGGCUCUUCUGCCUGCCAUCUUCCUUAUGGAGAACGUCUCUACAGAGGAGCUCAUCAUCUCACAGGCUAAAAGCAAAGAGCUGGUAGACGAGGCCAUCCGCUGUAAACUGCGCAUCUUGCAAAACGACGGCGUCGUCAACAGUCCUUGCGCCCGGCCCCGCAAGACCAGUCAUGCCCUUUUCUUGUUGGGCGGCCCUACGUUUAUGUGUGACAAGCUCUACCUGGUGGACCAGAAGGCCAAAGAGAUCAUUCCAAAAGCAGACAUUCCCAGCCCAAGAAAGGAGUUCAGCGCCUGUGCCAUUGGCUGCAAAGUGUACGUGACGGGUGGCCGGGGCUCAGAGAACGGCGUGUCUAAAGACGUUUGGGUGUACGAUACAUUACACGAGGAAUGGUCCAAAGCGGCUCCGAUGCUGAUAGCACGUUUCGGUCACGGUUCUGCUGAGUUACGCCACUGCCUGUAUGUUGUCGGAGGUCACACAGCUGCCACUGGCUGUCUGCCUGCAUCACCAUCUGUGUCCUUGAAGCAGGUAGAGCAGUUUGACCCAGUUGCUAACAAGUGGAGCAUGGUGGCUCCACUGCGAGAAGGAGUUAGUAAUGCAGCUGUCGUCAGUGUAAAGCUUAAGUUGUUCGCCUUCGGAGGGACGAGUGUGGCCCACGACAAGCUGCCCAAAGUUCAGUGCUACGAUCCCUCAGAAAAUCGCUGGACGGUCCCGGCGUCCUGCCCGCAGCCGUGGCGCUACACUGCAGCUGCUGUUCUCGGCAACCAGAUCUUUGUAAUGGGGGGCGACACUGAAUUCUCCGCUUGCUCUGCCUACAAAUUCAGCAGUGAGACUUAUCAGUGGACUAAAGUUGGAGAUGUUACAGCGAAACGAAUGAGUUGCCAGGCAGUGGCCUCUGGGAACAAACUUUAUGUGGUGGGAGGCUACUUUGGUACACAGCGCUGUAAAACCCUAGACUGCUAUGACCCCACGCUCGAUGCCUGGAACAGCAUCACUACCGUACCUUAUUCCUUAAUCCCCACUGCCUUCGUCAGCACCUGGAAACACCUCCCAGCCUGAAGCAUGCCUGUACUCCCUUGUGUGACCCUACUGUUCCUAUGAGAGUUCCUUGUGUCCAUUUGUCGUUAUUGUCUACUGGAUUCCAACUGUGAAGAAACGCUAUAACCCUCCAGUGCAAUUUUUCAAAGAGACUUUCUCCCAUAAGAGCUAAGUAUUGUGUACGAAGUCCAGUCGCAAAGCUUUUUUUUCCUGCUGCAAGUCGCCAAAAUCCUGCUUGGAAGUUUCAAGUACAUUGUGAUGUCAUAUCCUACAUUUUGUGAAGUAUCAGAAUGUGGGCUUCACAGUGAAAACCAAAAGAACUGCGAUGCAUCCUGAAAGCCCAGUCUGCUUCCAACAUAACCAGCAUAAUCAUCUCUUUCGUCCCCCCCCACAUUUGUGUACUCUGACCGGGUUUUUGUACAAUGCUGAUGCCAUGCAAGCUAAAAUAGACCCGUAUGCCUGUCUUAAUUUCUAUACUGCAUGAAGGAUGAAUGGAAGCUUUUGAUUGGGAGACAACAGGAGUCUCAACGCAUGAUUGGAGAUCUUAAGAUACUUAAGGAAAAGUACCUCACAUCCUGAUAUGUAUCUACCUUUUCUUCUCCCAUGGUGAUGUUAAAAAAUAGACCUUGCUCAAAAGGAGAGAGGCUGAGGUGGGCUCUUAAUGGACUGAUAAACGUCUUAUUUUGCUGGUUUGAAGAAUAAAAAGCACCGAAGGAAACAUAAGAGAGCCUUUUUUUUUUUUGCCUAUUUGUCCUUCACACGUCUGUACAAGGAGGACAGACUGUUGCUAAACCAUUCCUGUUGAACAAACCUUAGCAGCUUGGUGUGAAAAUGGACACGGGCACAGUGUGUCCCAAGGUACAUGCGCCAGCUGUGCGUAUGUGACUAAGUGAGUGCGGAUGAGGCAUGUCCCAGCAUGUUAGUCUGAACGAGAGUCCAUCUGACCCCACUCAACGCCCGAUUAUACUCCCACCCCCUCCAAAAUAAACACCCGACAAACAGCGUGAGCAUGCCCUCUGAGAAACCGCCAACAGACACUAUCCUUCCAGCUUCUGAUCACCUCCCUAAGUUUCAAGAUUCUCCUGCACAAAACUCGAAUUGUGCGAGACACUUCUGCUUUGCCGUUUUUGCCUGUACUAUUCUAAGCACAUACAGUCACGGUGAACGUGAACGACAGAAGGAGAGAGAAAAGAGGUGAGAGCCAUUUCGUCACCCUGUGAGGGAAUGCAGUCUCUAUGGCAACAACAACUAAACUGUAAAUGUAAAAAAAAAAAAAAAAAAAAAAAGUGCAAGAAACUGGCAGUCUGGCUUAAAAUAUUUCAGUGUCUAUUAAGUCUUAAUUUAUGAUUUUUUUUAUUUUUUUUUUAUUUUUUUUUUUAUAAAGCUUUUUGUUUUCCAUUGUGUAUUAAUAAUUUUCUUUUUUUAUUUAUUUUUUUCUUUUUUAUUUUUUUGCUUGCAUACAUGUUUGGAUGUAUAGAAGUUAACAGGUUUUUGUACCAAGCAUGGCCCAAAACGCUCUGUUCCUGCUGCUUUUUUGCACAUUUACAUAGGGUAAUUUUGACUGAGCAGGUGGAAUUUGUAGUGGUCAGCGAAUGCUUGAGCCUUUUGCUCAUCUGAUCAAAAACAGGGAGGCUUGGGGGUCAAAGGUCUUUGACAGGAUAAGAAUGGGCCGAAUGAUGUCACAGCCUUAGAUUUCCCUGGGUGCAAGUGGGCAGGUCAGCAGAUGGGGGAGUUGAGAAGUGGUUUUGAGAGAUUAGGGGACGGCAAAGAAAAUUCUUCAAACUGGUUGGGCAGUUCAUCCAAAAAUGAAAAUUCUGUCAUCUCACCCUCUAGAGUCAGAACUGUCAUUUUUGGGUGAACUAUGUCUUUAAAUGAUCCAGAUUCUUUAAAUGAUUUAAUAGAAGUUUCACAGAUUUUCCUGGUUUCACAGACAUGGCUUAGAUUAAGCCAGGAUUAGGCCUUAGUUCAAUUAGAACAUUUAAGUAGGUUUUAUAAAGAUGCCUAACCGUGCGUUCGCACCGCCGUCGGCGAGAGUGUCAAAAUUCAUCUUGGCUGCCCUGCCAACAACGCUGUACUGUGCGUUCAAACUGCCGCCGGCGGGAGGGUCAAAGUAAAUGACAAGUUGUGGCAACCAAUCAGAAUCCUCUCAAGCGAGGACCUCUACAUUCCAAUUGGUUGCCGCUGAACCACGUCAUAGCUCAUUACCAUAAAGUUGACCUGACUUCAACUCUCCUCGACGCUCUCACCAUCCAAGACGCGUCACGCAGCUCUUGCCGGAGCUCGCUGCCGGCUCACAUUGAAAAUGAAUGACGUCCUCUCACUUUGACGCUCACGUCGGCAGUGGUGUGAACGCACGGUUAGAAAAAAAUCACUACUGGUGUGCAUUUUGAGACAAAACAAUGGCACUGACAUAUUUUAAGAUUUGUCAGUGCAAGCUGCUUUCAGCUUAAACCACUCAAACAUACAUUUUAGUCUGGAACUAGGCUUAAGCCUUGUCUGUGAAACCGGGGACUGAUGUCCUUAAACAACAGAUCAAUCCACCUGGUUGUGAUGGUGCACUGACCUGCAUCAACUUUUGUUUUAUACAGUAUAAUUGGACCUCAAACCACCAAUUAAAAAGUAUAAAGUUUAAUCAACUAGAACAUGAGCAUAGUUUAGCAAGUGCUUUCAACCAGUGCCCAGUGACCCCAUGCCAAACUCGGUCCCACUGUUACCCUGCUCUGCGUCCAUCACUCUGUCAGUACUAGAGCUCAGGCUGACCCAGGGUCUCCAUGGGCUGUAAUGUUCAUGUAGAGCUAUCUGAGGAAUGUGACGUACGCAGCUGCUCUCAGAACAGCUGGAACUGUCACCAGCAUGUCGUAACUUUGACUGUCCCUUAGAGUUCAGCUGCGCGGUUGACAUUAUGAUUAGAUUAGGAGUACGUCACAGACACCUUGCUGGAUCACUCUUAAAAAUUAAGGUGAUGCUAUAAAAGAACUGUUUUGGGUUCCCCAAAGAACUCUUCAAUGGACUGUUUCCUCAAAGAUUUUACACUGAAUGCGAGUGGCACAACUCAACAAGCAGAUGGAGGCCAUUGUAAUAAGAGAUACUAUCUACACUGGAUGCGACGCGACACCAACAGUAAACCAAUGCCUUGUUCUAUUUCUGACAUACUCCAUGCACGUGCACUACUUCCAACAACAAAUGGAUACAGAGCUCUAGCUUUGGCGCAAUCAGUGUAGACGGCCUCAAGCUGUUGUGACGCAGUGCCCCUUGUAGACAAAGAACAUUUGAAGUCUAAUAACCUUUUUGCACUAUAAAGAACCGGUUACACUUUAUUUUACAGUAUGUAUACUUACAGUUUAGUUACCAAAGAAAGUACUGGUAAUAAAAGGUAACUACUUGGGAUAGGUUCAGAGUUGGUAUCUAGUUAUAGCCCAAUUAUUGUAAUUGCUUUAAUGAGUACAUAGCGGAACAGGACUGUAAAAUAAUGUGCAAUCAAAGAAUUUUUGUGCAAUGAAAAGGUUCAAUUGGUGUUCAAACGUUAAUGGAAUACUAGAAUCCUUUAUUUUUAAGAGUGGAUGUUAGUUGCUACAGUCUGUGGCAUAAAUGAUUUCAUCAUCCAAAUUUAAUGAUGACUACAAUGGUGAAAUGAUAAAGCUAGAUCCCAAAGGUCUCAAAAUAACUAACAAAAAAAUAAAAUAAAAAAGCAAUGUCUACAAUAAGGGCACAGACCAUAGUGCUUUCAUGUCAAUGCCAAACGCACUGCCUGUAGAGAUGAUCUGUCUGUUUGAUUAUUCACUGCGGAUCUACACAGUGACAAGUUCUUGGGUUGAAUAGCAACGCUGGCAGUUUGCUACGCUAUAGCUGUUGUGACAGUACUGUGCUACAUGCUACAAACAAAUUACAUAGCUUUAUAUCACUAGAAUAUAAAAUGUUAUGAUGUUCAAUUGCACAACUGCAACGUUGAAGGAAAGCCCUGAUAGAGGGAAAAAUGGUAGCAAGGGGUUCAUGAUCCUCCCACAAACCCCUCUCAUCUCCUCCAGGAAAUUCUUGUUUACAAAGUUCCCUUUGGCCUUUAGGGUCUUUACACCCCCUCCCCCUUCCAGAAUACCUUUUCACAGAACACUGCACACUCGAACCUCCAGCCAAUCAGAAAACCCCGUUCUGCCCCCCUCACAUAGCACAGUUGCCACAGCGAUGGUCAACAAUCAUUGCUCCCCUCUCCAUUUGAACUAGUAAUAGUCAAGUGUUUUGUUUUUCCCUCCCUUCUUCCCCCUGUCCUCCUGCUCAAGUGAAAGAUUGAUUCGGAGGUGACUCAUAAGCCUGUGUGCAUUGAGAACUCUUAAACGCUGUAUGCCUUCACAAACAGACGCAUUGCUAAAACAUGUCAAUGUUGGGCUGUACUGUUGUUUUUGUGGAUGUCAUUUUUCUUUUCACUUCUGUAUGUCGUGUUAUAUAAUUGUAUUGUUAUUUUAUCUCAACCACUGCGGUUAACAUUAUUUUGUACAAGUGAUUUUUUCACAAUGUGAAAUUCAUGGCUAAAUAAAGAUAAGAGUUUUUCCUCUUGAUAGAUAUAAAA
Messenger RNA from Ctenopharyngodon idella (grass carp), 6670 nucleotides. RefSeq names its product ectodermal-neural cortex 1 (gene enc1). The transcript has 4 exons. Lineage: Eukaryota; Metazoa; Chordata; Actinopteri; Cypriniformes; Xenocyprididae. The coding region runs from base 355 to 2130 and encodes 591 amino acids. Gene Ontology annotation, molecular function: protein binding. The record is from RefSeq and is a predicted model, not a curated record.